AUGAUAUCAUUAUCGGAAGCAGAAAAAUUGAAAAUUACCAAUGGGAAUCCUACGGCCAUUGAUCUCUUUCAAGAACAAUCUCCAAAAGGCUUCUCUGGACAAUUCAUUGAAACACAUUCUCAAGCCUUUGAUUUUUCAAAGGAUCUGAUCAAUCUCAACGUGAAUCAAGAUAUGGGAAUCAUCUCUUGCCAACGCUCGAAUGGAAACCGAACGAAUGAAUUAAUUUAUUUUCAUUGUAGUGGAAUUAAAAUUUUUGAACAACAACAACAAAUGAAUCAUCAACGUGAUGAAAAUUCGGAACGAAAUGAUUCUUUCACUCUGGUUCGUUCUUUUAAUUAUCCACCUUCCAAUCGAUGCUAUGCUCCCUCAAUUUAUGGAAUUAUUUAUGAUAAGAAGGAUCAUUCAUGCAUCUUUUUGACAAGUCUUGAAUUGAAUUAUGAACCACGAUUGAUCAAGCUAAGUUUGGACACUGGCAAAGUGAUAUGGAACACUUGUCUCUCAGAAUUUAAGGUCAAUUCAAAAAGAUAUCAAAGUUUUAUUCAUCCAGUGAUGGAUAGUCGUGGAAUUAUUUAUUUGGGAGACACUUCUCAAAAGAAAAUUUAUGUAAUUUGUAAUGAAAGUGGUCGAAUUUUGGACAAAAUGGGUCAACACUGUAAGAAAUCGUUUCCACAACAUCUUGUACAUUUUUGGAGUUGUUCUUUGGAUCGAAAUGACAAUUUAUUACUGUCAUGUUAUGAUCACAAUUUUCUGCCAGUGUUCAAAGUUUUCACAAGAAAUUUACAAUUUGUAAAAACCAUUUCACUGCAAUUGUAUUUAACAAAACCAUUGAUUUAUGAUCCCAUUUCGGAUGGAUAUUUGUUAAGAACUCGAGAUACAUGUUAUUACUUGUCCAAAGAUUUCCAAACCAUUUCACACAAGACCAUUUCUUCUGAAUCUCAUGUUUCAUUUUUGAAUGGUGUGCUAUUUAGCAUGAAUACUAGAAAAUUGCAAUGCUACGAAUAA
Messenger RNA from Naegleria lovaniensis, 1002 nucleotides. RefSeq lists its product as uncharacterized. Lineage: Eukaryota; Heterolobosea; Eutetramitea; Acrasida; Naegleriidae. The coding region runs from base 1 to 1002 and encodes 333 amino acids. The transcript has a single exon. The record is from RefSeq and is a predicted model, not a curated record.